This is a messenger RNA of Eimeria tenella, 783 nucleotides long. RefSeq names its product SAG family member (sag12). Bases 1 to 783 code for a protein of 260 amino acids. The record is from RefSeq and is a predicted model, not a curated record. Lineage: Eukaryota; Apicomplexa; Conoidasida; Eucoccidiorida; Eimeriidae. The transcript has 4 exons.
AUGUGGCUGCCCAGUCCGCUCGCCAUUGUAACGACCUCGCUGCUCUUGGUCGCCUUUAGCUCUGGAAGCGAUGGGACGCCUGAGGCGAGCACCGUACAGUAUAAAGCAACUCUUGGCACUGGUCCCCAGUGCUUCGACGAAAUCAAUGCAGCUCGCGAGGCAGCUGGAUUGGCAGAGUUCAUUGCUGCGACAAGCACAGACCAGAAGUUACCUGAGCCCGGACAAGAAGCACUUGCAGACGGAAAGUGGAAAGACCUUUGUGAAUAUUUGAUACCAAUGCAGGUUGAAACACUUGCUGAUCAAGCGCCCACAAAUCCCUUUAGCGGAGGCACAUAUGCUUUCAAGAAGUUGACUGAUGAGCAACACAGCUGCAAGGAAACAGUUGAUUACUGGAAGGCAGCGUUUAAAAACUUCACCGGACUCCCGCCAUCAAAGAAUGACGCUGGAGAACUGUACAACAGUCAAGACAACGUUUCGUUCGUCGCUCUGUACAACCCUUCAGCCAAUGCCUCUGCAGACUGCCGGGUCGUCACUUGCACCCAAACGACGGGUGUUGCCUCAAAAUCGGCAAGCACGUCAGCUGAUACGGGAAGUGCAACUACAAAAAGCGGCUUCGCGUUGCUUUGCAAAACGGUGCCCACAGUUUUUGCAAAUGAUACCACCGCUCCAUUCACACAGGAGCAGUGGGACAAAAUCGUAUCAUCUCUCACAGGCUCGACUUCCAUAGCAGCUCCAAGCUUGGUUGUUUUUGGCAUUGUGGCAUUUGGCAUUACCGCGCUAUGA